Striga asiatica is the source of this 1035-nucleotide messenger RNA. NCBI's taxonomy places the organism in Eukaryota, Viridiplantae, Streptophyta, Magnoliopsida, Lamiales, Orobanchaceae. The record is from the annotation of a GenBank genome assembly.
UUAAAUAAAAUAUAUAUAUAUAUAUUUAGCAAUGGAUAUUCGACUUCAAAUCGUGAGUCUUUACUCUCAAAAUCUAUGGAAAAUUAAAUCGAAUCAGAAAAUUCUCAAACCCUUCUGCUCGAAAAUGCCGCCGCCCCAGAAAAACGGCGGCGGCGAUGGUGGCGACAGUAAAGGUGAUAAGUACUCAAUGGAUUGGGACAAAGCUUGGUCGAGCUUCAAAAAGCAAGGAAAAAAGACUUUGUUCUCGAAUUUCUCGCCCGACAAAUACGUGAGUUGGAACCCAAAACGUUCCGAGUACCCAUUGUCAGAAGAAAUCGACCCAAUCAAAAGAACCGAGAGGUCGAAUCUUAUGUUAUGGACCAGCCCACGGUUCACGCUAGCUGGGGCAAUUGUAAUAGUUAGUUUUCUUUUACUCUACACAAUACUAGCCCCUAUUAAGUGAGUUCAUAUUGCGUACACCUAUUGAUGAACAAUGGAUCUUAUAUGUUCCGAUUGCUGUAAAUUUGUCCAUGGUCAUGUUGUAACAAGCUUGAAAAAUGGAAUACAUUGCUUUCCUCCACUAUUUCAUCAAAUUUAUGAAAUGUAAAUGUACGCAUUUUGUCGGAUCUUGCAACUCGGUAGUAACGACUAAGGUGAUGUAACAAAGUGUAUUUGUCCCAUGUGAAAUUCCAAUCCAAAAGUGAAUAACAUGUAGCAUUUUGAAAUCGCGCAUAAGAAUUUGUGAUAACCGAAAUAACAACAAAGAUAAUAACAGUCUCAUUCGACUUUAUUGGGUACCUGAUGAAACUCCCACCCAAAUCCAGAAGUAAAGGACAAUAACCCAUUUUGCACAGCUGAGAAUCAUAAAAGACUUUGCUAUAAAAAUACCACCACUGCCACUGGGCAUAAAAAGUCCUCUCACCAUCGAAAGCUGACAUCAAGAAGAGGGCUAUCCUAUGCAAUUUACCAAUACUUUCAAAGCACAAACACCACCCUGAGUCAAAAAUGUGCUGAGAUUUUGAAUCCAAGCCAUAACCAUUCACACGUUGCCACCUG